This is a messenger RNA of Humulus lupulus (European hop), 2616 nucleotides long. Its product is annotated as endoglucanase 6. Gene Ontology annotation, molecular function: carbohydrate binding; hydrolase activity, hydrolyzing O-glycosyl compounds. NCBI's taxonomy places the organism in Eukaryota, Viridiplantae, Streptophyta, Magnoliopsida, Rosales, Cannabaceae. Gene Ontology annotation, biological process: carbohydrate metabolic process. The record is from RefSeq and is a predicted model, not a curated record. The coding region runs from base 213 to 2105 and encodes 630 amino acids. The transcript is spliced from 9 exons.
CUCUCUCUCUCUCCCUUUAUCAAAGACUCUCUCCUUCACUCUUUUUUGGUGGGUUUAUCAGAAAAUUUAUACCUGAUAAACCGAACCAGCAUUGUCAUUUCUUUCUAACAAUCCACAAAACCCAGUGGAAAUUAGAGAGAAAAUAUAAUAAUUUUGCCUCAUUCGUUCUAGUAAUCACUGAAAAAGUUUCGUUCUUUGAUUGCCUUGUCAAAAUGGAGAAGGCAGUAGCUACUCUGUUUCUGGUCUUGCUCUGUUUCCCGGUUGCUUUUUCCGGCCAUGACUACGGUCAAGCUCUGAGCAAGAGCAUUCUGUUCUUUGAAGCUCAGAGAUCUGGUUACCUUCCCCAUAACCAAAGAGUUAAUUGGAGAUCUAAUUCUGGUUUGACGGAUGGAAAGACCAGUGGGGUGGAUCUGGUUGGUGGGUACUACGAUGCCGGUGACAAUGUCAAGUUUGGACUACCCAUGGCAUUUACGGUAACGAUGAUGUCAUGGAGUAUAAUCGAGUACGGUAAGCAAAUGGCUGAGAACGGUGAGCUCGGGCACGCCAUGGAUGCUGUCAAGUGGGGAACUGACUACUUCAUCAAAGCUCAUCCUGAACCCUACGUUCUCUAUGGAGAGGUGGGAGAUGGUAACAGUGACCACUAUUGCUGGCAAAGACCGGAGGAUAUGACCACUGACAGAAGAGCUUACAAGAUUGACCCGAGUAACCCCGGGUCGGAUCUCGCCGGAGAAACCGCCGCCGCAAUGGCUGCCGCCUCCAUCGUCUUCCGCCACUCCAACCCCGCCUACUCUAGCGAGCUCCUCCGCCACGCUCACCAGCUGUUUGAUUUCGCCGACAAGUACAGAGGCAAAUACGACAGCAGCAUCACCGUGGCCCAAAAGUAUUACCGGUCCAUCAGUGGCUAUUAUGAUGAGUUGUUGUGGGCCGCUGCUUGGAUGUACCAGGCCACUAACAACCAAUACUACUUGAGCUACCUUGCUAAUAAUGCUGAAGCCAUGGGAGGAACUGGUUGGAGCAUGACUGAGUUCGGUUGGGAUGUUAAGUAUGCUGGGGUUCAGACUCUUGUUUCCAAGUUCUUGAUGCAAGGAAAGGCUGGUCGGUAUGCACCAGUGUUCGAGAAGUACCAGCAGAAAGCAGAGUACUUCAUGUGUGGUUGUAUUGGUAAGGGUAGCCGGAAUGUUCAGAAGACUCCUGGCGGCCUUAUCUUCAGGCAGAGGUGGAACAACUUGCAGUUUGUGACAAGUGCUUCUUUCCUCUCCACUGUCUACUCUGACUACCUCACUUCUUCCGGCAAAUACCUCAAGUGUGCCUCCGGCACUGUUGCACCCUCUCAGCUUCUAUCUUUCGCAAAGUCUCAGGUGGACUACAUUUUGGGAGACAACCCCAGAGCAACUAGCUACAUGGUUGGGUAUGGAAACAACUACCCUCGUCAGGUUCACCACAGGGGUUCUUCCAUUGUUUCCUACAAGGUUAAUCCUAAAUUUGUUGCCUGCCGAGAGGGUUAUGCCACUUGGUUUAGCCGCAAAGCCAGUGACCCCAAUCUUCUUACCGGUGCCAUUGUUGGUGGCCCUGAUGCUUAUGACAACUUUGCUGAUGAAAGAGAUAACUAUGAGCAGACUGAGCCAGCUACUUAUAACAAUGCUCCUCUUCUUGGCAUUUUGGCUAGACUCAGCAGUGGUCGUUCAGGUUAUAACCAGCUCCUUCCAGUGGUUGUUCCAGCUCCAAAGGCUGUUACUCCACAAAAGCCUAAGGCAUUUAACCCACAAAAUCCUGUUCCACAGCCUAAAACAAGCCCAGCAACUCCAGCUUCAUCUUCUGGCCCAAUUUCAAUACAACAAAAGAUGACAACUUCAUGGAUUUCAAAUGGAAAAACUUACUACAGAUACUCAACUGUGGUGACCAACAAGUCCUCUAAGAAUGUCAAAUUCGUCAAGAUUUCGAUUAACAAACUCUAUGGCCCAAUCUGGGGUCUCACCAAGAGUGGUGAUUUCUACACAUUGCCAUCAUGGCUCAACAACAUACCUGCUGGGAAGAGCCUUGAGUUUGUUUACAUUCACUCAGCUUCUCCAGCAGAUGUUGCAGUCUCAAGCUACACACUGUCUUAAUAAGGAAGACAAAGAUACACCAAGGAAAGGAGUUUUCAAAGUUUCUGGGGUUGGAUUGUAUAAGAGUUGUGCAGCUAUACAAAUGCAGUCCAGAAGGGUCUUUUUGCCUUUUUUUUUUUUCUUUCUUUCUAAAUUAUCAUGUUUACUUGUGUUUUGGGAUUUGGGUAGGUUUUAUAGGAUGAUAUUAGCUAAAAGAAGCUUGAAGAACUGGGGAAGAAAGGAGCGAAGAGACAAUUUAAGAAAAGUGCUCAUCCUCUUUCACCUCCAGUACACUAUUUAUAUAGACAGAUUUGAGAGAGAGAGAGAGAGAGAGAGAGAGAGAGAAAGAGAAAUAGAGAGAGAGAGAGAGAGAAUGAGAAGUGAUAUUAGUGACUUCUCAAAUGACACCAAGAAGUCUAUUUGUAAUUCAGAGCAAGCUUUGAAUGUCUUUGCUUUUUGUGAUUGUAAUGUUGUAAGCUUUGCAACAUUUUGCUUUUUUAAUUCCAAUAUGAAUAUAGUUUGUGCAGUUUAA